Talaromyces marneffei is the source of this 1005-nucleotide messenger RNA. RefSeq lists its product as uncharacterized. Lineage: Eukaryota; Fungi; Ascomycota; Eurotiomycetes; Eurotiales; Trichocomaceae. The transcript has 2 exons. The coding region runs from base 1 to 1005 and encodes 334 amino acids. The record is from RefSeq and is a predicted model, not a curated record.
AUGACCGAAUCAACCCCAAAAUUAUACACCGGAGAACAGCUGGACGAAGCAGCUGGAUUUCCAACUCUUUAUAACUACCUCCCAGCUGAUCCCAAUAAACCCUUGGUUGUAUUCAUCCCCGGCGGUGGACACAAUGCUCGAGUCGCCUAUGGUGGACACGAAGGUUACCAAGAAAAGGACUUUUUUGCUACUGCACCUAAUUUUCGCAUCAGUGACUGGGGAAAGCAAGCCGCUGAGGUCAGGCACAAGAUCAUUGAGAAACAUAGUCUGUCCAAGCAGGUUGUGCUUGUCGGAUGGAGCAUGGGUGGUAGAAUUGUAAUUCCAUACAGUGCUCAUGCACAUUCGCUGGGGAUUGAGGUGGCCCUGUUCGUGUCUCUUGCAGCUACUCCCGGCAUUCAUGGUUCACGGCCACCACCGCUAGGAGUAACCAAUACAGCAGCUGGGUACUUAACUGCGACAGGUAUAUACAAGAUGUUCGCUCGGCAAGUCCAAAAUCAAAAUGAGCAAUGGAAUAAUGGGAAAACCAUCGUCCCCGAAGACGUCUAUCUCCGAAAAUAUACUGGAUCUACACCGGUGAGCCUGACGGGAUCAAAUUACCGCUAUGACACCGAAAGUCGGCAAUUCCUCAAAGAUUAUUGGACAUCAACCGAAGACGCAAUUGUACAUCAGGCUGAGUAUUGUCCCAUGAUUGCCACUUUGGGGGGUACCAGUCCGCUAGAUGCUCGUCACGUUAUAACUGACCAGGCAACCUGGAGUUUUUUGCUCACACGAAAAUUGAUGCACGAGAUAGAGAGAUAUGAUAUGGCUAAGAUUGUCGAGAAGGGGAAUUGGAAUAAGUUGAUUGAUAUGGUGCAUUCAUUGCCGAGCCAGAUUUCGUAUAUGAUCCCGGGGAAUCAUUUCUUCUUCAUGGGGGAGCCUGGAGCACGCAAAACUGCGGAGGUUAUAGUCGAGCACCUAGAGAAGGCGAAUAAGUUCAAACGGGAGUUUGAGGCCCUACUCAGCUGA